GCUUCUGUUACUUAAACCUCAAGCUCGGGUGCGCUUCCCCUCGUCAUCGCAAGGAAAAACCCUAGCCUCUUUUUCGUCUCUCGACGCAACCAAUAAUGACCGGAGAGGCUGUGAAUCCUAAAGCUUACCCUUUGGCGGAUGCCCAACUCACAAUAACAAUACUGGAUCUUGUCCAGCAAGCUGCCAAUUAUAAGCAGCUCAAGAAGGGUGCUAAUGAAGCAACCAAGACGCUGAACAGGGGUAUUUCUGAGUUCAUAGUUAUGGCAGCAGACACUGAGCCACUUGAGAUUCUUCUCCAUCUUCCUCUACUUGCUGAGGAUAAGAAUGUUCCCUAUGUAUUCGUUCCAUCAAAACAAGCACUUGGACGAGCAUGUGGAGUCACACGGCCAGUGAUAGCGUGUUCUGUGACAAGUAACGAGGGAAGUCAAUUGAAAUCCCAGAUACAACAACUAAAGGAUGCUAUUGAGAAGCUUUUAAUCUGAGAAAUGCUAUUCGGUAUGAUGGGCUUCUUGGGUUGUGGCGAUGCUCCUCCAGAGGCUUUGACUGGACGAGAUGUUGUGUUAUCUAGGGGAAUAUAGAUGUGUGUUGACCUACAUUGUCGUUGAUUAUAAAAGAUUAUCUGAGUGGUAUUUUUUGCUUUAGUAUGAGUGAUGCUUUGAACUGGGAUUUUAAGUUUUCUAUGUGACUUCAGAUAUCUCGAGAAAUUACGCACCUCUCUCUUCUACUUCGAAUCUAA
Messenger RNA from Prosopis cineraria, 736 nucleotides. RefSeq lists its product as uncharacterized. Gene Ontology annotation, biological process: maturation of SSU-rRNA; ribosome biogenesis; mRNA splicing, via spliceosome. Gene Ontology annotation, molecular function: RNA binding. Lineage: Eukaryota; Viridiplantae; Streptophyta; Magnoliopsida; Fabales; Fabaceae. The record is from RefSeq and is a predicted model, not a curated record. The coding region runs from base 96 to 482 and encodes 128 amino acids. Gene Ontology annotation, cellular component: small-subunit processome; nucleolus; U4/U6 x U5 tri-snRNP complex. The transcript is spliced from 5 exons.